Messenger RNA from Hippocampus zosterae (dwarf seahorse), 1526 nucleotides. RefSeq names its product neurocalcin delta b (gene ncaldb). The coding region runs from base 220 to 798 and encodes 192 amino acids. Gene Ontology annotation, biological process: calcium-mediated signaling. The transcript has 4 exons. Gene Ontology annotation, cellular component: cytosol. NCBI's taxonomy places the organism in Eukaryota, Metazoa, Chordata, Actinopteri, Syngnathiformes, Syngnathidae. The record is from RefSeq and is a predicted model, not a curated record. Gene Ontology annotation, molecular function: tubulin binding; actin binding; calcium ion binding.
CAGUUUGCGACGCGCGCGCUCGGUCACAAGCGAACGACGAGUGCCGGAGUUUGGAUCGCGGCCUCCCGUGUGGCUUCCUCGUCGUCUCGGAAACUUUUGGGGGGUUUCGCCCACUUUGUUAUGGGCCACUAAAACCAUUUUUUUUCUCUCCCGGAGGCCCUUCCGCACAGCGACUUGAAAGCCAGCCGCCCGAAAGCGUCCAGCCAGCCGUCCGCCGCCAUGGGGAAACAGAACAGCAAGCUGCGUCCCGACGUCAUGCAGGACCUGAUGGACAACACGGACUUCACGGAGCACGAGAUCAGCGAGUGGUACAAGGGCUUCCUGCGGGACUGCCCCAGCGGCGCCCUCUCCAUGGAGGAGUUCAAAAAGAUCUACGCCAACUUCUUCCCCUACGGCGACGCCUCCAAGUUCGCCGAGCACGUCUUCCGCACCUUCGACGCCAACGGCGACGGCACCAUCGACUUCCGGGAAUUCAUCAUCGCGCUGAGCGUCACGUCCCGCGGCCGCCUGGACCAGAAGCUCAAGUGGGCCUUCAGCAUGUACGACCUGGACGGCAACGGCUACAUCAGCAAGGCCGAGAUGCUGGAGAUCGUCACGGCCAUUUACAAGAUGGUCUCUUCGGUGAUGAAGAUGCCGGAGGACGAGUCGACGCCUGAGAAGCGCACCGAGAAGAUCUUCAGGCAGAUGGACACGAAUCAAGAUGGUAAGUUGUCCCUGGAGGAGUUUGUGGAGGGCGCCAGGAACGACCCAUCCAUCGUUCGGCUGCUGCAGUGCGACCCGAGCGGCGCCGGCCAGUAGGCGGCCGGCUCGCUUCUCUCUCUUCCUCUCACCCACUUCUUUUUUUUUUUUGUUAGUUCAUCAUUGAAAAUGACCAAUAUCAUUUGAAAGGACACAUUUGAAGGACCGUAUUGCCGUACGCGCAGGACUUGUUUUAAAAAAAAAAAAAAAGAGUGGAUUUGGCGGGUACGGAAGUGCACUGAACCCCUGUUUGCUGCUGUGCUUUUUGUGUUGGAAAGAUUCAGUGAACCACAACUACUGGAAGUGGAGCAUCGUGACAAAUCUUUAUUUUAUUGUGUUUUUCAUUUCUGAAAGAUGUGAAUUUCUGAAGGAGGAAUGUUACAGUCGAGUCCCAAAUGAGCAGCACGCCAGCUGGACAUUUAGAGAUAUAUUCAUACAAAAAGAAUCUUUUGUUCCUCUGCGGUUUUGUUUCUUUUUAGAAUUUCAACAAAAUGCACCAACUAGGAGCUCGGCGCUGGUGGUGCAAAAAAAAGAUUAUUUUUUUUUGUUUGUAAUUGUCCGGUAAAGUCUGACUUGUGAACAUAAAUACAUUUUGUAGAUACAUUUAUUUAAAAUUGUAAAGAAUUGUAUUGUAACUAAUUUAAACGAUAUCACUUCAACUCGAAAUGUUAUAGUCGAUGCUUAUUCAUCUUUUCAACGAGUAAAAUUAUUUUUGUAAUGAUUUUCCAGUUGAAAUUUGUUUUAUGCUAAUGUAUUUUUACCAAAUAAAAAUACAAUCGUUUCAACUA